AUGGCUUCGGAACAGCUUAGAGCACCAGGGAGCAAGCCCGGGGAGAAUAUGCUGUGGGGAGGACGCUUCACAGGUCUGAGUCAUUGUGGACUUGAUCCUCUUAUGGUCUCAUAUAAUGAAUCAAUCUACUACGACCGAGCGUUCCAUACCCAAGAUAUUCUUGGCAGCAUUGCAUGGGCUCGCGCCAACUACAAAGCCGGUAUCCUCACAGCCUCCGAGUUCUCUGCAAUCGAGUCGGGUCUCAAAAAAGUCGAGGGAGAAUGGGUUGCUGGAACAUUCAAGAUUAUUCCUGGCGUCGACGAGGAUAUACAUACUGCGAAUGAACGUCGGUUAGGAGAGAUCAUUGGGAAAGAAGUUGGUGGGAAGCUACACACAGGCCGAAGCAGAAAUGAACAAGUUGCUACUGACAUGCGACUUUGGCUGAGAGAUGAGCUCAGGAAGAUUGAGGUAUUCUUGGUUGAUUUCUUGAAAGUCACUGCGGCUAGGGCUGAGCAGGAAAUUGACUUGAUCAUGCCCGGAUACACCCAUCUGCAACGCGCCCAGCCAAUUCGAUGGAGUCAUUGGAUGUUGUCGUAUGGAAUGGCAUUCGCCUCUGAUCUUGAGAGACUUCGAGAAGUUAUCGCAAGAGUCAAUUUAAGUCCUCUGGGUGCUGGUGCCCUUGCGGGCAACUGUUUCGGAGUGAACAGAGAGGCUAUGGCUAAAGAGCUUGGCUUUGAAGGACUGCUGUGGAACAGCAUGGCUGCAGUAUCCAGUCGUGAUUUUGUUUUGGAGACGAUGCAAUGGGGAACUAUGCUGAUGACGCAUUUGUCCCGAUGGAGUGAGGACCUAAUUAUUUACGGGACUGGAGAAUUCUCUUUCGUCAGAUUAGCGGAUGCUUACAGCACUGGUAGCUCGUUGAUGCCUCAAAAGAAGAACUCGGAUAGCUUAGAACUUCUUCGGGGAAAGACAGGAAGAGCAUUCGGUCAGAUGGCUGGUUUGACAAUGACAAUUAAGGGUCUGCCAAGCACCUACAAUAAGGACCUUCAAGAGAGUGUCGAGCCUAUGCUUGAUCACGUCAAGACAGUUUCAGAUAGUAUUCGAAUUGCGACAGGCGUUCUUUCAACACUUGCCGUCAACCCCGAGAAAAUGCGUGCUUCUCUCGAUCCUUUCAUGCUGGCUACCGACCUAGCAGACUACCUUGUCCGCAAGGGAGUUCCUUUCCGCGAGACGCAUCACAUCAGUGGACAAUGCGUCGCAUUCUCGGAGAAGUCUAAAAUCCCAAUGGACCAAAUGAAGCUUACAGACUUCCAAGCCAUCGAUAGCCGUUUUAGUCAAGAUAUCCUCGAUUGCUUCAGCUACGAAACCAGUGUUGAAUUCCACUCUGCGGCUGGAGGAACUGCCAAGAAGAGCGUGGAGGACCAAAUAAAGGUAAUGAAGUCGAUUCUGGAGUAG
Molecule: messenger RNA, 1431 nt
Organism: Lachnellula hyalina
Lineage: Eukaryota; Fungi; Ascomycota; Leotiomycetes; Helotiales; Lachnaceae
Gene: argx
Product: putative argininosuccinate lyase
Exons: 8
Coding region: 1-1431 (476 amino acids)
Cellular component (GO): cytosol
Molecular function (GO): argininosuccinate lyase activity
Source: RefSeq, a predicted model, not a curated record